ACAUUAGCACACAUGUCUCUCUCUCUCUCUCUUACCUGUUUUAAUUUUCCUGGAUUUAGUUUUGUUCCUUUUUCUCUUCUGCCUUUGCUUCACAACACACAUACCUAUCUCUCUCUCUCUGCGUCUUACUUUGAGCAUGUUUGUUUCUUCAAGAACAUCAUAACUCAACUUCUCUCUCUCUUUCCUCCUCCUUAUAUUCCUCUUCAAAGCUCCUCUUUAACUUCAUCCCUCUCACUUUUUCUUUUCUUUUUGAGAUAUAGAGAGAGAAAUUGAGGAAAAUAAUAUCAAAUCUUUCAGACACCCUUUUGACUUCUUUGCUCAAAGAGAAUCCCUCUUUUAUAUUUUCUCCCCUUUGAGAAAAAUCAUUUUAAAUUCAGAAGCAAAAUCCUCAAGAGAAAUAAACAAAAGAAAACUCAUCACCCACCACCAUCAUCAUCAUCACCUUCAUUCAUCACCAUCAACAACAAUAGCAAGAGAGUUGUCUUAACUAUGUCCAUGGAAGGAGUUUUUCUAGAGAAACCAAAAUCAAACACAACAACAACAACUACCACUCUCCCUGAUCUUUCUCUCAACAUCAGUCUUCCAGAUAUUACUUCAAAAGAACAUUAUAGAAGACCAUCCCAAACCGACAACAACAGAUCAUCAUCAAACUUCGAACUCUCCUUGUCUCAUCACAACAACCCUAGUUCGAAUCCAACCUCAAGAAUCAUCCACUGUCCUGAUCCAAGAAACCUUAAUCUUUCUCAUCAUCAGCAUUACAACAGCCCCAUCCUUAACGGUGGAAGUCUUCUUCAAAGGGUCGAUGAAUCAGAUGUUAAUAAUAUCCACCGUCCGAUUAGAGGCAUCCCAAUCUAUCAGAACCGUUCAUUCCCUUUCCACCAACAAACCUCUUUACCUUCUCUUGGAGGAGACUUGGAUCAAAUCUCAAUAUUAAACUCAUCUUCUGGCUAUAACAACGCUUACCGAUCGUUACAAUCUUCUCCAAGGCUAAGAGGUGUUCCUUUGCAUCAUCAUCAUCAUAAUCACUAUGGAGUCGUUGGAUCUUCAGAGUCUUCUUCACCUCAUCAUCAUGGGAUGAUCAGAUCAAGAUUCUUGCCUAAGAUGCCGACAAAACGGAGCAUGAGAGCUCCUAGGAUGCGUUGGACUAGUAGCCUCCACGCCCGGUUUGUUCACGCCGUUGAGCUUCUAGGCGGCCAUGAAAGAGCAACUCCAAAGUCGGUUCUUGAGCUCAUGGAUGUAAAAGACUUAACAUUAGCUCAUGUGAAGAGCCAUUUACAGAUGUAUCGAACUGUAAAGACCACUAACAAACCUGCUGUUUCAUCAGAUGGGUCAGGAGAAGAAGAAAUUGGCAUAAAUGGAAAUGAAGUUCAUCAUCAAUCAGCGACAGAUCAAAGGGCACAAUCUGACGAUACUUCUCCCCAUCAAGAACUUGACUUUCCUUCCACACAACCUCGUUGGAGUAACUCUUCACGAGAGACAUGGCCAUUAAGUAAUAACUACUCAAACGACAUAGAUACGAUGAUCAGAACGUCAUCAACAUCUGUGAUCUCUCACCAUCAAAGAUCCAUCCUUCAAAAUCAGGAGCAACAAAGAGGGAACGAUCAAACAAAGAGGUGUGGAGAUCUUAGUUGUAACAAUCCAAGUUUGGAGUUUACAUUAGGAAGACCCGAUUGGCACGAGAAAUGA
Messenger RNA from Eruca vesicaria subsp. sativa (arugula), 1686 nucleotides. Lineage: Eukaryota; Viridiplantae; Streptophyta; Magnoliopsida; Brassicales; Brassicaceae. The record is from the annotation of a GenBank genome assembly.